AUGGCCGAUGGAGCCGCGUCGACGUCGGCGGACACCAAACUUGCCUCGGACGUCGCCGACAUGUCCCUCGAGAAUCCGACAGAAACCUCCAAAGCCGCCGACGAUCUCGCGAGUGAAGGCGACGAAGACGGCGACGAAGACGAAGGCGAGGACGAGGAUGAUGGGGCGGUAGCAGAUGGUGCGGCUGCGGGCAGCGCUUCGUCCAAGAAAAAGAGGAAGCCGCGGAAGAAGAAGAAGAAGAAGGCUACAUCCACGGAUCCUGCAGCGUCAGAGUCCGCAUUGGCAAAGGAGCCUCAACAGAACGGACCGGCGGUGGUUCACGAUAUACCCUCAUUGCUGCAGCAGCUGGCUAUGUCACAGCCGCAGAAGAAGGAAGGCAAAGCACCGGAAGACUACAAGUUCUGGAACACGCAGCCGGUGCCCAGAUUCAAGGAGCCCAACUUGCUGCAGACCACUAGCGGUGGUGAGGGUGAGACCUUACCAGAAGGACCCAUACUUCCUAACCAGGUGUGCCAAGCCAGUGCAAAACCUGAGCCCGAGAAGCUUGUCGACGGCUUUGAGUGGUGCCUGAUCGAUCUGGACAACAAGGAAGAGCUGCAAGAGUUCUACGACCUACUCUACAACCACUACGUCGAAGACACAGACGGCUCCUUCCGCUUCAACUACUCCCCGGAGUUCUUGAAAUGGGCUCUAAAGCCACCGGGAUACAAGAAAGAAUGGCACAUUGGCGUGCGAACCAAAUCAACGGGAGAGGGCAAGAAAGGCAAGUUGGUUGCGUCAAUCACUGGCAUUCCAGUGACUUUGAAGGUUCGUGGUCAGAAAUUCGAUGCCAGUGAGAUCAACUUCCUUGCAAUCCAUCGGAAGCUUCGCAACAAGCGUCUCGCGCCUGUGUUAAUCAAAGAGGUCACCCGGCGGUGCUACCUCAAUGGCAUCUACCAGGCUUUGUAUACGGCCGGCACUCUAUUGCCGACGCCGAUCAGCACGUGCCGCUACUUCCACAGAUCGUUGGACUGGGAACAUUUAUACAAUACUGGCUUCAGCCACAUGCCGCCAGGUUCUUCCGCCUUGAGGCAAAAGUACAAGUAUAAGCUGGAGUCUCACACACAAACCAAGGGUCUGCGACCAAUGAAGCCGGCUGACGUUCAGGGCGUCAAAGAUCUGCUCGUUCGCUACUCAGAGCGGUUCCAUCUACGGCAGGAAUGGACGGAGGAGGAGGUUUUGCAUUUCUUGUGCUCAGACGUCUCGAAGAGUGUCGUGACGAGCUAUGUGGUUGAGGAAGGCGACAAGAUCACCGACUUCAUCUCGUACUAUCUACUCGAGGUAUGCUUAUUCCUGAACAACCUACGAGCUAUUCUGACCUUGACUUAGUCCUCUGUACUUCGCUCACAGAAGCGAGAGAAUAUCCGCGCUGCCUACCUUUACUACUAUGCCACCGAGGCGGCUUUCCCCGGGAAUCCCAAACCAAAGGCAAAUGAUGCCCAGGACGCUCUCCAGGCACGACUUCAGACCCUCGUUCAUGAUGCACUCAUCCUUGCAGCGAAAGACGGUUUCCACGUCUUCAACGCGCUCACAUUACUGGACAACCCGCUCUUCCUAAAGGAGCAAAAGUUCGAGCCAGGGGACGGUAAAUUGCAUUUCUACCUCUUCAAUUGGCGCACAGCGCUCUUGCCCGGCGGCAUCGACCACAGAAAUCAGAUCGACACUACAAAGAUGGGUGGUGUGGGAAUUGUCAUGCUGUGA
Molecule: messenger RNA, 1740 nt
Organism: Lecanosticta acicola
Lineage: Eukaryota; Fungi; Ascomycota; Dothideomycetes; Mycosphaerellales; Mycosphaerellaceae
Source: the annotation of a GenBank genome assembly